Armigeres subalbatus is the source of this 4332-nucleotide messenger RNA. Its product is annotated as four and a half LIM domains protein 2-like. Bases 309 to 2744 code for a protein of 811 amino acids. The transcript has 7 exons. The record is from RefSeq and is a predicted model, not a curated record. Gene Ontology annotation, molecular function: transcription coregulator activity; zinc ion binding. Lineage: Eukaryota; Metazoa; Arthropoda; Insecta; Diptera; Culicidae. Gene Ontology annotation, cellular component: Z disc; nucleus.
CACUUUUGUCGUCCGCCCGGUUAAUUAGCACCCGAUCAAAUUUCCUUACUGUGAGCUUCGGCUUCUGGUUUAUUUAAAAAAAAAUCCGGAAACUGGCAGUUUUGGAGUCAGCAGUUCGUAGAAUAAUGACAGAAAUUUGACUGAGAGUCACUUGGCGAUCGUGACCGUGAAGGAAUUGCCUGGAUUUGCUUUGUUAGACGGGUGGCGUUUGAAACCAUCUGCCUUGUGUGGUUAUGUAACCGCUUGUAGUUAUAUAAUUGCGUGAAAAAUCAAGAAUUAAUCAAAGAUACCGCUAGUUGGGCGUUAAAAUGGGUAUUUUCCUGUCGGUUCUAGUGGCCAGCGUAGGCGCCAUGGAUGUGAUCAACUGUUUGGCGCUUUUAACAAACCAAUUAACAGGACCACCGGCUCGGGUUGAUCAAGAUCUUGAACGGUAUCGACAAUUAUUGAGGGAACAAAUAGAUAAAACGCCAAAGAGUCCCACGGAAGGGUUAACUUACGCACAAGAUGGAGUGAUCUACAAGGAUGGUUACAGAGUGGAAAAGUUCGAUGACGCAAAGUUAGAUCAAUUGAAUGUGAGGAUAAAGGAAUUGGAGCGAAAAAGCCAGGAGAAGGAUCAGACACUUGAUCGGUUGAAUGUGAAGCUUCAAGAACUGGAGCGGAAAUCCGUAGAACGAGAUUUGGUGAUAACGGAGAUACGAUCAAGAUCGGUAAGCAGAAGAGAAAGUCCGGAACCUACUACUUCUAGGAAUUCCAAUUCCUCACCAAAUAUUCCACAAAUCAUUUUGGACAAUGACGAGCCCCGACGAGGUUCGAGCAAGUUUCGUCCAAUUCACCGAGAUGAUGAGUUCAGACGAACGAUCAAAAAACGAUCCUUGACAUCGAAUGUAUCCGACGAUCGAACCGAUGAGCUCGAGGUGUUGUCACAGAUGGAAGAAGAUGAAGCAAAUCAAAUGGAAGAUUAUGUCCCGCUUGUUUAUGAUAGGGAUGAUUAUCCGGAUUCCAAAAUGAAGAAGCACAUGAUCAGUCCUAUACAGGAGCUGUGCCAGAUGCAUGAAGAAGAACAUCGACAUAUGACGCUAGAGCGGUCUCCUGAGCCUUCAUUCGGUGCAAACAUAACUAAACCCUGGGGUGACAUCAAACUGGAAGAGACCAAAGGGAACACAUUGAUCCAUCCUGCUAGGGAUCUCUGCAUACAAGAGGAAAUACGUGAUAGCGAAAGCAGUGCGCCAGAAGAAGAUGAGUGUGUUGCUAAGCAUAUUGAAGAAACGCAACAAUGGCUACAAAGCACACGAAACACAUUUCCGGAGCUACCCCAGCUGAAGCCGGAUAAUUUACUACCAACGAGCGAAUCUGUUCCUUCCAACCUAAGCUCUCAUUCCAACAGUCCUGAUCCUGAACACCCUCCGCUGAAGAGGACAAGGAAGAAAAGUGAUUUGACUGCAUUGUUACUCGAAGAAGAACGUAAGGCCGAAGCUUUCACCACAAUCAUCAUACAAACCGAAGAAUCAGAUUCAGAAGGCGUAGACCGAACCGGGUUCAUGCAAUCUAAAUCACCAUCGCCUUACGUGGGACCUUUCGUAGAGAAUGAAUCGCAACAAUCAACCGGUCAACUAAUACCUCUGGUCCAUGACCCGUCCAAGUCUCCAACACUUCCCGAUCCAGACCAGCAACAGUCUUCCGUAUCAUCUCUACCAUCAGUUCACUCACGAGACGCUACCAUUUCUCCGGCACCAAUCGCUUCAUCCGGUUCACCCGCCUCUCCCGUGUCUUCGAUCGUAGACGAAUCGGCUAAGGACGGCCCUUACCAUUUUGAUGGAGACGACCGAGCCUCCCCUGUCCUAUCCGAAAAAAAUCUUAUUUUCAGUGGCGAGUACACCAAGGCCAUGUCAAAGGAUUGGCAUUCGGGUCACUUCUGCUGUUGGCAGUGCGACGAAAGUCUCACCGGACAGCGGUACGUCCUGCGUGAUGAGCACCCGUACUGUAUCAAGUGCUACGAAAACGUGUUUGCCAACGUGUGCGAAGAAUGCAACAAGACGAUCGGCAUCGACUCUAAGGACCUGUCCUACAAAGACAAGCACUGGCACGAAGCAUGCUUCCUGUGCAACAAGUGCCGCAUCUCGCUAGUCGACAAACAGUUUGGCUCUAAGGCCGACAAGAUCUACUGCGGAAACUGCUACGAUGCGCAGUUCGCUUCCAGAUGUGACGGCUGUGGAGAAAUCUUCCGUGCUGGAACCAAAAAGAUGGAAUACAAGACCAGACAGUGGCACGAGAAGUGCUUCUGCUGCUGUGUCUGCAAGACCGCCAUCGGUACCAAAUCCUUCAUCCCCCGUGAACAGGAGAUCUACUGCGCCGGAUGCUACGAAGAGAAGUACGCAACCCGUUGCAUCAAGUGCAAGAAGAUCAUCACUAGCGGUGGCGUGACCUACAAGAACGAACCAUGGCACCGCGAGUGCUUCACCUGUACCCACUGUCAGGUGUCGCUGGCCGGGCAGCGUUUCACCAGCCGCGACGAGAAGCCGUACUGUGCCGAGUGCUUCGGAGAGCUGUUCGCCAAGAGAUGCACCGCUUGCGUAAAGCCAAUCACCGGAAUCGGCGGUACCCGUUUCAUCUCGUUCGAAGACCGUCACUGGCACAACGAUUGCUUCAUCUGCGCCAUGUGCAAAACGUCGCUGGUCGGCCGUGGCUUCAUCACCGACGAGCAGGAUGUCAUCUGUCCGGAGUGUGCCAAGCAGAAGUUGAUGUAAGAUGUUAAACAAAAAAUACCUAAACCAGUCAGCGGCACGCCGCUAAACAAUUGCACACACACACAAAACCCACACUAAUGUAGGAAACGAAACACAACCUAGAACACAAAUGCAUUGAAACUAUUUCUCUCUCUAAAUUGCAAACGAAAGCAACGGAAACUAUUGUAACAACGAAACAAACACAACACAAUGAUAUUCUAAAAGCCGACCAUGUGUUAUAAAUUGAAAAUGUUUAUGGUUAGAAGUGAAGGAUCAAAAAGCACAAUUACCACGACAGUCAAAAGUAGAGCCUUUCACAGAGUACAGCUGUCAAAAAAAUCGAUGACGGCCAUCUUGCAGAGCGGAUCGCUUUUCCGCAUUCGAAUGACCUCAAUGCGUUAGGCUUUUGAGUUCUAAGAACAUAUUAUUUAUUACCUACCAUAGUUACAUUUAUAUGAUUCGACCCUACAGCAUCAUUGUGUUGAAAUUUUAUUUUUGAUGAGUUUUACUGAUAAUUUUCUAUAACAGCAAAUAGAAUACUUUGAAUAACUGCGGGGCCAUAGCAAAUAUUGCCAAUAAACAGGAAUGUAUUUUUAAAACCUGUAUUUUAACCAAUUCUAAUAUUUUGAAGAAAAAAAAUAUACUCAACGUGAAACAAAGUGUUGGCUUUAUUUGCUCCUCUAUCCUUGCAUAGUGGUACUUUCACACAAGCACGAACACUCACACACGAGAUUAGCGGGAACGGCCUAUAUUCACAAAAGUUGCCUUUUACUAAGAACAAAACUAUAAGAAACAAACAUCAAAACCCACACCUUAAUAUUAACAUGGGACAAAUUUUAAUAGAAGAAAAAUAAAAGAUUAUCGUUCUAGUUUUAACGGCUUUACCGAGAAAAAAAAAGAAAAACGAAUGAGAUGAUUAGAAAACACACAAAAUAAAAGAAGUAUUUAAAGAGAGUAGAAUGCAGAAAAAUGCUUUCAUAAAAAAAAUAUUUAUCCCUAAUAUUGAUCGCUUAUCUCCUCCCUCUUUAUGUUAUAUGUUGUUAUUCGUAAGCUUAAGGAUGAAAGAAGAAGAAGAAUAAUCAAUUAUUACCUAUACUAUUGACAAGGCAGUCAACGAAUGGAAGAAAACUGUAUUUAAACGAGUAAGGCAGAAUAUUAUGAUAAGAGCACUCUAUCAGAGAUGAUUGACUUAACAUUUACUAAAGAUAAUCCUAUUCCUAGAGAUGAUGAAUCAGAGUAAGGAGAAGAAGAAGAAUAAAAGAGAAAAUAGUAACCCUGGGAGUAGAAUAGAGCUUAAGGUCAGGAUCAUUACAUUGUCCCUUCUUUGUCACAACAGUAUCGUAUAACGAAUAUGUUUAACGUUUAAAUUAUUAUUUAUUCAUAUUAACACCUCGAUUACCAUUAUUUGUUAAUAACAGGAAAUUAUAGAGAAGGCAAUCGCCUGCGUUUAUUGUACGAAAAAAAGCUUAUGGUUGAGAAGUACAUUAUAUAGAGCUGUAUCGAUUCAGAAAAAAAACAAACGCUAAUCCUUUCACCUAUUUUUGUUAUACUUGAUAAUAUUUUAGCGAUAGUUGGAUUUUCAUUAAAUAAACUGUAUCUCCAAAACAAA